GCUUGUAAGUAGGCAUUGUAUUCGGUGCAUGUGACAUACAUUUUGAUGUGCUCUCUCUAUCCCCCUCCCCUCCAGCCCGAUCGCCAGUGUUCAGUGCCAUGUUUGAACAUGAGAUGGAGGAGAGUAAAAAGAACCGUGUGGAGAUCAACGAUGUGGAGCCCGAGGUGUUCAAGGAGAUGAUGUGCUUCAUCUACACGGGCAAAGCCCCCAACCUAGACAAGAUGGCUGACGACCUGCUGGCUGCGGCUGACAAGUAUGCUCUGGAGAGGCUGAAGGUGAUGUGUGAGGAUGCUCUGUGCACCAGUCUGUCUGUGGAGAACACUGCAGAGAUCCUCAUCCUGGCAGACCUGCACAGUGCAGACCAACUCAAAACACAGGCUGUGGACUUCAUCAACUACCAUGCUGCUGAGGUGAUGGAGACAUCUGGCUGGAAGUCCAUGGUGGCAUCCCACCCCCACCUGGUGGCUGAGGCCUAUCGCUCCCUGGCCUCGGCCCAGUGCCCCUUCCUGGGACCCCCACGCAAACGCCUUAAACAGUCCUAGUGUCCCUGGAUCCCUUGCCCAGCUCUGCUCUGCCCUGGGACCACAGAGGGCCCUACUCUGCUCUCCUCCUCCUCCAGGCCCCCUCCAGAACCUAGAGACGCCCAGAUUGAUACCAGAGCUCCUCCCGCCUCCCUCAGCUGAAAGUACAGGGGGGAUGGUAUGGAUUUGGUACAAAGACGAUGAAAAAAAGGGAUGAUCCACCCUGAUAACUGAAUAUAGACAGUGACUACCUUGUCUUACCCUGUACACCUGUAGAGAACAGAGUGUUUGGGUAUAGGAGGGAGGUAGAAGUUGUAAAUUCAUUUUUUUUUUUUUUUACUUUACAUUUUUUUUUAAGUCCUCCUUGUAGCAUUGUGUAAAAGCCCAAGCUUUAUGUAUGAAAUCAGAAAAACAAACAAAAAAGACAAUAACCAAAAAUGGACAAAGAUAAGGUUUUGGUUGAUGAAGUGCCACCAUGUCCCAGUCAUCUUCCCUGAGCAGAGAAACACCCUGUAGUUCAUGUUUGACAUCCAUCUUGUACAGAAUAACAUUUUAAGCAUUUUUCUCACCGAAGGGCAAAAAGAAAGGUGAUUUUUGCAAGAAACAAGAUGGAGAUGAACACGUUUUAAUGUUCAAAAUGUCCAACCUUUUUCUCUAAGAAAAACGACAUACAAAAACAUAUUAUAUCAACUGUUUUUACUCUGACCCUUUUCAGGACUACUUUCCUCAUUGGUGGAAUUAGAACGCACUCCUGCAUCACUGUCAAAACGCUAACAAAUGUUUUGUCUCAACACAAAAUACAGCUAUUUUGGAUUGUAAAA
Messenger RNA from Oncorhynchus masou masou (cherry salmon), 1342 nucleotides. Its product is annotated as speckle-type POZ protein-like. Gene Ontology annotation, biological process: regulation of proteolysis; proteasome-mediated ubiquitin-dependent protein catabolic process. The transcript has 4 exons. Gene Ontology annotation, cellular component: nucleus; cytoplasm. The record is from RefSeq and is a predicted model, not a curated record. NCBI's taxonomy places the organism in Eukaryota, Metazoa, Chordata, Actinopteri, Salmoniformes, Salmonidae. The coding region runs from base 99 to 542 and encodes 147 amino acids. Gene Ontology annotation, molecular function: ubiquitin protein ligase binding.